AUGGCAGGUCUAAAAACUGCAACCCAAAACUUUACUGUAAAAGUUUCAGGAAAAACAAUCUCUGGUAUAAAUGUUUUUGCGGUGUUGAAUGCACCAAGAGCUGACGGGACAGAAGCGCUUGUGUUGAGUGCUCCAUGGAAAUCAAGAGAUGAUUUAACAACUAAUGUUAAUGGUAUAGCAGCAAUUCUAUCUAUUGGAAAAUUUUUUAAAAGUUAUACAUAUUGGUCAAAAGAUAUUAUAUUCUUGAUUACUGAUGAAGGAGAAGCAGGAGUUCAAGCUUGGUUGGAAUCUUAUCAUGAUUAUCAACGAUCAACAAGUCCUUUACUUUUACGCUCAGGCGUAAUUCAGGCAGCGAUUAAUUUAGAUUUUCCUGGAACCAGUGAUUAUCGAGCAAUCGAACUAUUUUUUGGUAAUUAUAGAAUUGAGGAGGGUGUUAAUGGUCAACUUCCCAAUUUAGAUUUAAUCAACAUUAUUAUACUUUGUACUGCCAGAGUUUCAUAUAGUAUCCCCAUAAAGUUAAAUGGUUCAGGACAUUAUUAUAAUUUUAAUGACGCUGGUGAUUAUUUGUCAUCUCUGUAUAAUUUAUUAAUGACAAUGAAAUAUCAAGCUUUAAGUCAUCCAACUGGUAGUCACGGGUUAUUCUUUAGGUAUAAAAUUGAUGCCAUUACUCUAUAUGGUAAAAGUGAUGCGCCAGUUUCCAGUAGUUAUGGCUUUAUGGAAAUUGGAUCCGAUAUCCCAAUUACAACAAAUGAAAAUGACAAAAUAAAUCAACAAUUAAAUCAAGCUCAAUCUUCUGAAUCAGUUGAAUUAAACCCCAAGGUCUUAUCCUUACCAUAUAAUAAAAGACCAAGAGAAAUUUUAUAUCCAAUGAUUGGAUUAGUAAUAUCUCAUAUUGCUGGAUUGAAACAGCCACUUAAACCAGCAUCAGAUUGGAUCAUAUUAAAAUCAUUUACAUUGGCAUUUUCAGGGAUGUUAAUAUCAUGCCUUUCAGUGUUAAAUUUUAGUUUAGCAGUAUUUAUAUCACUAUUAGUAUUAAUUCCAUUUUCACUAUUUCAACCAAAUCAGAAGAAUCAACCACAAAAAAACAUUACAAUUUAUUUACAAUCAUUAAUAUUAUUUAUGAUUUCACCACCAGGAAUAUUAAUAAUAUCAAGGACUAACAUAGAAGAUUUUUUAAAUUGGGCUUUAUUAGAAUAUGAAUUACUUGGGAGUUAUCUAUUGCCAUUCCAUGCAGAUAAAAUCUCAAGUGCUCAUGUUUAUCUUAGAUUACGAUCAGAACAGAAAUGGGAUAAUAUCCCUUUAGAUCUUUUAAAUGAUCUGGGCCAAUUGGUCAAAGCUAAUAGCAUACAGGGAAGUAAAGAAAAAAGCAUCACAAUUGUAUAUACGCCUUGGUCAAAUUUAUUGAAAACACCUGGUAUGGCUACUGGUGUAGUAAAAAAAUUCCAAGCUGGAAAUAAAGAAAAUGUAAUUUUAAAAAGAUUAGAGAAAACUAAAAUAGAACGACAUCCAGAUCUUGAGGCUGAGAAAGUGGAUAUGGAGAAAGAAGUUCGUAGAAUAGCUCGUGAGAAAGCUAAUAUUAUAAAACAAGAGCAACUUCGUUUAGAAAGGGAACGUAAGGAACAAAAGGCAAAAAAUUCAUAUGAUACAAUAUUUGUUGAAACAAAUAUGAGAAGUAAUACUGAUGCAAUUGAUAUGGAAGAGGAUUUUAUGUAA
This is a messenger RNA of Entrophospora candida, 1713 nucleotides long. NCBI's taxonomy places the organism in Eukaryota, Fungi, Glomeromycota, Glomeromycetes, Entrophosporales, Entrophosporaceae. The record is from the annotation of a GenBank genome assembly.